Molecule: messenger RNA, 8142 nt
Organism: Oncorhynchus nerka (sockeye salmon)
Lineage: Eukaryota; Metazoa; Chordata; Actinopteri; Salmoniformes; Salmonidae
Gene: vasna
Product: vasorin a
Exons: 4
Coding region: 335-2515 (726 amino acids)
Cellular component (GO): extracellular matrix
Molecular function (GO): protein binding
Source: RefSeq, a predicted model, not a curated record
AUGUCAUGAGGGAAGUCAACAAUGGGGGAUUUCUUUCCUGUGGUGGAUUGGGAAGGGGAGGUUUUUUGAUGGCUUGGAUUGUGUGUUUGUGCUUGCAUACUGAAAUGUAAGGAUAAGAAUAAUCGGACUCUGACCGCAUUAAACAGCCAAUAGACUUGGACGUGUGGAAAUUAUGCUCAGAAAUAAAUGAUUUUAUCUUAUCCAGGUUUUUGACCGCUGCUGAUUCGUUACUCUGAAAAUAUGACACAUUUUCCUUCCCAGAAAAGUCUCAACCAACCAACACUAACAUCUCUCUUUUUCUUUGUGUUUCAGAUUACACACGGACUCCACCACUAUGGCGCCCUUCCUCCCCCUCCUCCUCCUCCUCCUCUCCUCCUCUUCCUCUGUCCUCUCCAGUGACUGUCCAGAGGAUUGCUCUUGUCAGGCCCAGGGUUCCAUCUUCUGUAUCCAGCGUCGUUCCCCCGUCGUCCCCCGCGACCUCCCUUCCUCUGUGAAACAUCUCUACGUCUUCCAGAACGGCAUCAACACUUUAGCCCAGGAUGACUUCACAGGCCUGGGGGAACUGGAGAUGCUGGACCUGUCCCAGAAUAAACUCACGGAGGUCCCGGAUGGGGUCUUUGAAACGCUAUCUUCGCUGAGGAAUCUCGAUUUGUCCGCAAACUACAUUACCCACAUCGCCAAGGAUAGCUUCUCCGGAUUGAUGCAACUCGAGAGGCUGUAUCUCCACGGCAACCGCAUCAAGAGCAUCCAAUCGGAGGCCUUCGAGGUUCUGGAGGAUCUUCUGGAACUGAAGCUCCAGGGGAACCAGUUGACCGGUCUCCCAAUGCUCCGUCUCCCCAGGCUUCUCCUCCUUGAUCUCAGCUUCAACUCUCUCCCGACGCUGGGUCCCCAAGACCUCCAGACCCCCCACCUCGAGUCGCUCAAAGUGGCUGCGUUGGGGCUCACCACCCUGGACUCAGAUCUGAUGGCCUCCCUGGGGAACCUCCAUGACCUUGAUGUGUCCCAGAACCAGCUGGAGGGGAUGCCUGAAGCAUUGAAGGCCACCCGGGGGCUUAUCAAGCUCAGCCUGGCUGCCAACCCCAUUGGGGAGCUCCGGAACGAGGACUUCCAGAGUCUGGUGGGUCUCCAUGAGCUGGAUCUCAGUGGGCUGAACCUCCAGGGCUUGCCCCAGGGUUUCUUUCAGCUCUUCCCCAGGCUGGGGCACCUCACGGUGGCCGAGAAUCCCUUCAACUGUCUCUGUCCUCUGGCCUGGUUCCCUGGCUGGCUGAAAGAGAAGAAUGUGGAUCUGGGACACACAGAGGAGACAAGGUGCCACUUCCCACCAGUGAAUGCUGGCAAGGUGCUGGCGGAGCUGGACCAUCAAGAUUUCGGCUGUCCACCUACGACCACUGUCAUGACGAAUGCCCUAGGGGAGGGGAGUACUUCCGCACCCCCCAUUCCGACUACAUCCCCUGGAAACACACAUACCAACGCCAUCCCCCCACCUCCGCCAUUCCCUAGUGAUGAACCAUCCUCAACGGAGACAGACAUUGAGAGUCGUCCCCCUCCUCCAGCUUCUCCGACUACCGCUUUCAGGGAUGAGGGCCACAUCUGCCCGCCGAACAUCUGCCUCAAUGGGGGUACGUGCCGCUUCGAUCCUCUGGGACAGCUUGGAUGUCUCUGUCCCCACGGAACUAUGGGCUUGUACUGCGAGAACCUGGAGUCGUAUAACCACAACCAGCCACCUCUCCAAACCUCCGCCCCCGAGGUUUUGGCAUCCAUGGUUGCCCCCAUUGUAACCUCUGAUCCCAAUGACAUCAGUUCCCGUCAGGUGACCUCCACGUCCAUCCUCCUCGACCUGCACCGUUUCCUCGAGACGAGGCCGCACAUCCGCGGGAUUAAGCUGACCUACCGGAACCUCUCAGGGCCCGACCGGCGCCCCAUGUCCCUCAGCGUCCCCGCCUCGUACCCAGAAUACACCCUCCGAGGGCUCCGGCCCAACUGUACCUACUCGGUGUGCGCCAGCCCCCUGGCAGAGAGAGUGAACGGGGGUGGAGGCGGUGGAGGUAGCCCUACCGAGGGAGGGUCUUGUAUGGAGGCUCGUACCGAGGGAGGUCCCCAAGCUUCGUCCUUGGAGCCCCAUGUGGAUGAUCAGAGCCAGCUCACCUACACCCUCAUCCCAGCCUUGGCUGCUCUCGCCCUGGUCACGGGGGUGGCGGUGGUGGCCAUCCUGGUUCUUUUCCUCCGGAGGAGACGGGCUCACAUGGCACUGGAAGGGGGUGAGAUGGGACCAAUGGAACUGGAGGGCCUUAAGGCUUGUCUGGAGAACGGCGUGGGGAACGGGGGCACCCUACCCCACAAGGGAGCGGAUAUCGCCCCCUGUCACACCUCCAUCCCGACCCAGCCACAAAAUGGCGGAUCGUCACAGACCCUUCCACAAAAUGGUGGUUUAGAAUAUGAGGCCCCCCUCAUGAAGGGACAGGGCCACUGUCCAUCGAAUAAUAAUGUGGCAUCCUUGAAGCCAUCGUACUUCUAGAAACUAAGUCUGUUGUCUUCAUGGAUUUCUUAAUAUUUCUCAAUGACACUCAAUGUACUCAAUGACAUUCAGAGCUAUGGAAUGGAACAGAAGUAACUACCCCUGUAGAGGGUAACGUUACGCCCCGUUAUCUCUAAGUGGAUGGGAGGACUCUACCAUUAUGAGGCAGUGAAAGGGGGGUGUUUUAGCUCAUCCAGCAGAGUUCAAGUUGAUAGAAAUGUAACAAGUAUUGAAACCUAAGGUGCAAUCGCCAUGCCAAAAAGGGUCUAUCUUAUAAUCGGACUGAAAACGGAAGUGCCUUCUUGCAUUGACAUGAUAUGCUGUAAUAAUGAUGCUUUUAUUUUUGAAAUGUUGAUGUUUUGAAAAGAGCUGCAUUGAAUGAGUUGCAAUCCUUUUGCUGGAUCAGGAGAUUGGGGGAGCAGGGCUUGUGGAGGUAUGGGGAAGGCACAGAGUCAAGGUUGGUAGGAGGAGAGGUGGGGUGCAGAGGUAGAGAUAGAAACACAGGUGUGUGUGUGCUCUGUAGACUGUUCAGCAUUUCCGGAAAUGAACGAGGCACCCCUCCCCACCUGCCCCCUGGGAGAACUUGCACUGAAGAGAAGAGAAUCUCUCUGCAACAUAGUGAAAUGCUGAUUCUGUAGAGAUGGUACCACGGACAGAAUACAGUUUUAGACGACAUUACCACCAGUCAGAUUUCCCUUCAUCCUGCUACACCCCCCCCCAACGAACUGGUAUUAUCAACCCCCACCAGGGUUGAUCAACUUGCUGUGAAAGGCAUGUAGACUAAAUGGAGAGAAAAGUCAAGGAGACCAUAUUCCCUUUAAGUGUGUAACUUUUGACCCUUCAAAUGUUGACAUUUGAGUCAUUUAGCAGAUGCUGUUAUCCAGAGGGACUUACAGUUGGUGCGUUCAUCUUAACUAGGUGGGACAACCACAUAUCACAGUCGUAGUGAGUACGUUUUUCCUCAAUAAAGAAGGUAUCGGACAAGUCCGUGCUAGUAGGGAAAAAAACUAGAAAAGACUAGUGCUCUGGUCAAAAGUAGUGCACUAUACAGGGAAUAGGGUGUCACAUGGGACGAAGCCUCUGUCCUUAGUGGCGUGGUCAGUAGCUGUGAUGGACGCUAUUUGAAGGUUGUUGUUGUCGAGCGGGUUUCAUAUGAUGUUUUUGUAAUGUGUUUUGUAUGUAUUUUUUUAUGGUGUAUUUCUCUGUUGCUGUCGUGCUGUUUCUCCUGUCUUGUUGUCGUCAGAAAUGUUGAUGCUGUAUUGAGAUGUGCUGUUCCCUCGACAUGGCAAAGGGUCUGGGUCCAUUACAUUCAGAGACUUUACAAUUGAAAGGGUUCAUUUACUUUUAAAGAUGACGUUUCCUUUGUUAAAUAGGUCAUUCCAAAUCACCUGAAUUGACUGAAUUUAGAUUCAAUUUACCCCGACCCAAAACGCUUCACAUUUUGAUCAUGUAGAAAUUGUUCACCAAGUAAAUGUGAAUAAGAAGUGUCAGAAACAGCACAUACUCUGAACUCUAAACUCCCACACUCUUCUUCUUUACUGUCUAAAACUGUCUGCCAACUACAAUAGCCUGCCAAAGCUACAUAAGGACAUGGUUAGCUCCAGAAACACCAAUCCUUGUCCCAAAUGACACCCUAUUCUCUACAUAGCACACUAUUUAUGAACAGAGUCCUAUGGGCCCUGGUCAGAAGUAGUGUACUUUAGAGAAUAGGGUGCCAUUUGGGACACAAACCUAGUCUCUUUUUGAACGCUCAAGCUCCAAAACUGUCCUCCUCUGUCACCGCAAACCCUGAGCCAUUAAAGUGGCACACACACAUGCCGAAAAAAGCACAAGAGUUCAAAGACUUACUAUAUGUGUCGAAGGAGUGGAAACCAGUCAUUUCCUUGACUUGCUACUGACUGUGGCGUUUUGAAGAUAUGGCCGCAGUUAACCAAUGAGAUCAACAGUAUCUUUUUAUUGUUUUAUUCUCUCUCUAUUUUUCUCUUUCUUUGUCUGUUUUUGUCUCUCUCUCUCUCUCUCUCUCUGAAUCUGUUAUUCUCUCUCUCUCCCUGUUCCCCUCUCUCUCUCUCUCUCUCUCUCUCUGACUCUGUUAUUCUCUCUCUCCCUAUUCCCCUCUCUCUCUCUCUCUCUCUCUCUCUCUCUCUCUGACUCUGUUAUUCUCUCUCUCCCUAUUCCCCCCCUCUCUCUCUCUCUCUCUCUCUCUCUCUCUCUCUCUCUCUGACUCUGUUAUUCUCUCUCUCCCUAUUCCCCUCUCUCUCUCUCUCUCUGACUCUGUUAUUCUCUCUCUCCCUAUUCCCCCUCUCUCUCUCUCUCUCUCUCUCUCUCUCUCUCUCUCUGACUCUGUUAUUCUCUCUCUCCCUAUUCCCCCUCUCUCUCUCUCUCUCUCUCUCUCUCUCUGACUCUGUUAUUCUCUCUCUCCCUAUUCCUCUCUCUCUCUCUCUCUCUCUCUCUCUCUGACUCUGUUAUUCUCUCUCUCCCUAUUCCCCUCUCUCUCUCUCUCUCUGACUCUGUUAUUCUCUCUCUCCCUAUUCCCCUCUCUGUCUCUCUCUCUGACUCUGUUAUUCUCUCUCUCCCUAUUCCCCCUCUCUCUCUCUCUCUCUCUCUCUCUCUCUCUCUCUCUCUCUCUCUCUCUCUCUGACUCUGUUAUUCUCUCUCUCCCUAUUCCCCUCUCUCUCUCUCUCUCUGACUCUGUUAUUCUCUCUCUCCCUAUCCCCCCCCUCUCUCUCUCUCUCUCUCUCUCUCUCUCUCUCUCUCUCUCUCUCUCUCUGACUCUGUUAUUCUCUCUCUCCCUAUUCCCCUCUCUCUCUCUCUCUCUGACUCUGUUAUUCUCUCUCUCCCUAUUCCCCCCCCCUCUCUCUCUCUCUCUCUCUCUCUCUCUCUCUGACUCUGUUAUUCUCUCUCUCCCUAUUCCCCCCUCUCUCUCUCUCUCUCUCUCUCUCUGACUCUGUUAUUCUCUCUCUCCCUAUUCCCCUCUCUCUAUCUCUCUCUCUCUCUCUCUGACUCUGUUAUUCUCUCUCUCCCUAUUCCCCUCUCUCUCUCUCUCUCUCUGACUCUGUUAUUCUCUCUCUCCCUAUUCCCCUCUCUCUCUCUCUCUGACUCUGUUAUUCUCUCUCUCCCUAUUCCCCUCUCUCUCUCUCUCUCUGACUCUGUUAUUCUCUCUCUCCCUAUUCCCCUCUCUCUCUCUCUCUGACUCUGUUAUUCUCUCUCCCUAUUCCCUCUCUCUCUCUCUCUCUCUGACUCUGUUAUUCUCUCUCUCCCUAUUCCCCUCUCUCUCUCUCUGACUCUGUUAUUCUCUCUCUCCCUAUUCCCCUCUCUCUCUCUCUCUGACUCUGUUAUUCUCUCUCUCUCUCUCUCUCUCUCUCUCUGACUCUGUUAUUCUCUCUCUCCCUAUUCCCCUCUCUCUCUCUCUCUCUGACUCUGUUAUUCUCUCUCUCCCUAUUCCCCUCUCUCUCUCUCUCUCUCUCUCUCUCUCUGACUCUGUUAUUCUCUCUCUCCCUAUUCCCCUCUCUCUCUCUCUCUGACUCUGUUAUUCUCUCUCUCCCUAUUCCCCUCUCUCUCUCUCUCUGACUCUGUUAUUCUCUCUCUCUCUCUCUCUCUCUCUCUCUCUCUCUCUGACUCUGUUAUUCUCUCUCUCCCUAUUCCCCUCUCUCUCUCUCUCUCUCUGACUCUGUUAUUCUCUCUCUCCCUAUUCCCUCUCUCUCUCUCUCUCUCUCUCUCUCUCUCUCUCUCUGACUCUGUUAUUCUCUAUCUCCCCUCUCUGUCUCUUCUCUCCUUUUCUCUUUAUUCUAUUUUCUUUCUCUCGUUCUCGUUCUCUUUCCUUUUAUUUUUUCUCUCUCUCUUUGUUUCCUUCACCCCUCUCUUUGUCUCGGUCAACAAGGUUCUUGGCCGUGUUUUCGGGCCUGUUUUGCUUGCCUGCAGCCAACUAGACUAUGAAAAGUUCAUACGGAAUGAAAAUCGCGCCGUUCUGAUAUAUUAAUCUUUGUUUCCUGUCUUGGAGAAUGGGAAGUACAAAUGUGUCACCAUUCAAUUUAUUUUUCUGUUUUCUUUCUCUCAUUUUUGUUGAUGUUCUUUUCUUUUCUUGAUACCUCUCUGUCUCGCACUGCCUGUCUCUCUCUCUCUGCCUGUCUGUCUCUCUCUCUGCCUGUCUGUCUUUCGCUCUGCCUGUCUGUCUCUCUCUCUGCCUGUCUCUCUCUCUCUGCCUGUCUGUCUCUCUGCCUGUCUGUCUGUCUCUCUCUGCCUGUCUCUCUCUCUGCCUGUCUAUCUCUCUCUCUGCCUGUCUGUCUCUCUUUGCCUGUCUGUCUCUCUCUAUGCCUGUCUGUCUCUCUCUCUCUGCCUGUCUGUCUCUCUCUCUGCCUGUCUCUCUCUCUCUGCCUGUCUGUCCCUCUCUCUGCCUGUCUGUCUCUCUCUCUCUGCAUGUCUCUCUGCCUGUCUGUCUCUCUCUCUCUCUCUGCCUGUCUCUCUCUCUCUGUCUCUCUCUCUCUCUGCCUGUCUGUCUCUCUCUCUGCCUGUCUCUCUGUCUCUCUCUGUUGUUGUUAUUGUUAUUGUUGUUGUAACACUUACCUUAAGGAACAUGUGUCUAUUUCUGUGACAUACUGUACAAUCUCACUACACCAGUUUGUGUCUUGGUAGAUAGAAAACAGUUUCUCUGUGUGUGUACGUAUGUGUGUAUGUGUGUGUGUGUGUGUACGUGUGUGUGUACGUGUGUGUACGUGUGUGUGUGUACGUGUGUGUGUACGUGUGUGUGUGUGUGUGUGUGUGUGUGUGUGUGUGUACGUGUGUGUGUGUACGUGUGUGUGUGUGUACGUGUGUGUGUGCAAAAAAAGGAGAUUCAAUAUUUGAAUCCAACCCAGGUAUUCAUCCCUGUUCUCCAUCAACCAUCUCAUUUUCUACUGCCUGUCUUCUUUCUCUCCUUGUUUUACUGUCUUUCUUCAGUCAUCCAACAGAAACCAAGAACCAUACGCUCAUAUAUCUGUUCACUAAAACCUAAACUGGAAGAAGAAAUCCUAUACAGCUUUAUAUACUGUAGCACGAGGGACCGGACAUUUUUGAAAUAUUUUCAAUUUGCUUUGUUACGUUCUCUUUUCAGUUUGGGAAAGCCUUUGUCUUAUUAUUUUAAUGUUUUUUUUUCUGUAAAAAAGUGUUUAUGUUUUGGAUAUGAAAUUACAUAAAAAGAUAAUAUGAAAAAAAAAUAUUGGUCAUAUCUUGGUCAGUGACUCCCUAGCCUGGUUUAUACCUUGUUCUAACAUGUGGACUGUGUUCAGAUCAUGCACACGAUUACAAGAAGCAUUGUGAUCUGAUUGUGAUCAGAUCUUAUAAGUGUAAACAGACAAGAUCAGGUCAAGAUCAGAAUGAAGGUCGCAUGUUAACGGCAGGUAUAAACAGGGCUUCUGUCUUUUAGGUUUUUGACACCAUAGACAUAUACAUCAUUGUGUGAGACCAAGUACUACAUACACAUACUACACAUUUAUUACAUCAGUUACUAAAUCCCCUUUAAACUCCUCACAGUAGUCAAUAUGGACCAAACACAUUUACUACUGUACAUACUAUACACUGUACAUACACGUAUUACAUUACUUCACCUCAGGUCCUCAAGCAGACAGUAAAUACUGGUUGAAUGUUACACACAG